This is a messenger RNA of Colias croceus (clouded yellow), 963 nucleotides long. RefSeq names its product 15-hydroxyprostaglandin dehydrogenase [NAD(+)]-like. Gene Ontology annotation, molecular function: oxidoreductase activity, acting on the CH-OH group of donors, NAD or NADP as acceptor. Gene Ontology annotation, cellular component: cytoplasm. NCBI's taxonomy places the organism in Eukaryota, Metazoa, Arthropoda, Insecta, Lepidoptera, Pieridae. The record is from RefSeq and is a predicted model, not a curated record. Bases 55 to 864 code for a protein of 269 amino acids. The transcript has 5 exons.
AAAACUAAAAGCAUAAUAAAAACAGUCAGUUGUGAACUGUGGUAUAGAGUAGACAUGUGUGAGGUGAAAGAUAAAAUAUGCUUGGUUACUGGCGCAGCUUCUGGCAUAGGGGCCGGGAUCGCCCGCGCUUUUGUUGAAAAAGGGGCAAAGCACGUAGCGAUUUUAGACAUAAACGUGGAAUUAGGAGAAGAAUUAGAAAAAGAACUGAAUGCAAAAUAUGGACCUAAUAAGGCGAAAUUUUUCAAAUGUGACGUCACAACAGAUGAAUUGGAUGCAGCGUUUGAUGAAACUGUGAAAACGUUUGGAUACCUUGAUGUUAUUGUUAACAAUGCUGGUGUCAUGAAUGACUCUCCCGCCGUUUAUUUGAAAGCAAUUAAUAUUAAUGUGACAGCACUAAUCAGGGGCUCUUUAAAAGCCUACCAUUUGAUGCGUAAAGAUAAUAAUGGUAGAGGCGGUACCAUUGUGAAUAUUUCUUCUAUAGUGGGCCUGAUGCAGUCAUUUUUGUUACCAGUGUACAGUGCUACGAAAAGUGCAGUAUUACAGUUCAGUAAUUGCCUUGGGGCUGAACAGAACUACAAUAGGACUGGAGUCCGAGUAGUCACUGUGUGUUUUGGCACUACUGAAACUAAUCUAAUAGCCGGAACUAUUGGAGCUAUCGACGAAACCCUGCAGGCAUACAUACCUCCUGCUUUAGAAAAAAUGCCUACCCAAGGUGUUGAUAACGCAGUCAGAGGUCUUGUAACAGCAUUCGAGGAGGGAAAAAGUGGGAGUACCUGGCUUGUUACCUCUGAGAGGCCAGCUGAAAACAUCUCUGAAAACGUCAAAAAGAGCUACGAACAUUUGUCAAAGGGUGUACUUAGUUAAGACAAACAAUGAAAAUAAGUACAAAUUGUAUUGCAGAUAUUUAUUUACAUUAUUUACUAAUGCGGUGUUAUGUUUUUUGAAUAAAAUAUUUUUAAUAUA